Molecule: messenger RNA, 288 nt
Organism: Oppiella nova
Lineage: Eukaryota; Metazoa; Arthropoda; Arachnida; Sarcoptiformes; Oppiidae
Source: the annotation of a GenBank genome assembly
AUGAAAUUCCCACCAGAGAUGCCCUCGCCUAACUUGAUGUCGAAGUUGAUCAAACUUGACCUGAAGCCAAACAUUUAUCCGGGUUACCACGCCACGAUUAUCAUGAAAGAUUUGGAUUUUAGUAAGUUUGGGCUUUUGCCUCGAUGGGCUAAAGAUUUUAAGUUUAGUUCUUAUACCUAUAAUGCGCGAACUGAAACUGUAGCUGAAAAGCCAAGUUUUAGACAUGCAUGGAAGUACAGUAAAUUCUGUCUUGUGCCGGUGCAAGAGUUUUACGAGCCUAAAGCCUAA